AUGUCAACAUACGCUGCUACAACAAUAACAACUACAACAACAACAACAGCAACAUCAAUUGUAACAUCAACAAAUCAAACAAUAACAAAACGUCCAUUAUUAACGCCGUCCACAACAAGAAUAUUAUUAAAAGAGGACGAACAACAAUGUUUACCAAUAAAUACAUUACAAAUCGAUCGAAUAUGUUCAAAAACAUGUCGUACACGAAAAACACCAUUCGAAAAAUUCGACAAUAUCAAACAAUAUUUAACCGAUACACAUUAUUUACCUUUUUGUUUCAAUAUUUUAAAUCAAACAAUAGUCAAAGAAAAUUUUUUCAACGAAACAACAGAAAACGAAUGUCGACAAAUAUUAAAUCAAAUAUUAAUAGACGACAAAGAAGCUCAAAAAGCUACAGAAUUAUUUGCUACUUAUAUGCAAGCAAUAGAUUCAGCAUCAGAAGAAAAUCGUUAUUCAAUUAUAUAUGCCGAUUGUCAAAAAGCUUAUCGAACAUGGGCUUGUUCAAUCAAAAUUCCAUAUUAUUAUCAAAAUCAACGCAUACCGCCUUGUCAAACGAUCUGUGAUGAAGUCGAGCGUGUUUGUCCUACAUUUCGACCCAGUGAUCGUGAACCAUUAUUUGCUGGACAACCAUUAUUUGUUUGCAAUGGAGGUAUUGUACCUAAGAGUGAUUAUCGUCAACCACCACACUGUUUUGAUACAUGUCAUUUAUUUCAUGGUUCACAAAAACGUCCUUUCUCGUUUUCAUCAUCAAUAUCAAAUGAAACUUCUUCUUCUUCUUCUUUUUUUUUACCUUCAAUAUCAAAAUUUAUUGAAGGCAUUGUGACUACACCGCCAUGUUUUGAAAUCAAACCGUUACCGCCUCCUUCAUCUGAACAAAUAAUAUCACCAUUAAUAUUUGUCAACGAAUCGAUAUUCGAUAAUACAAAAAUGGCUUCAAUAGUUAAAAUUGAAAAAUCUAAAGAAAAUGAAGAUGUUCUUGAAAAUGCUCAACUUGGUGAUAUGAUGGAAUUUAUUCGUGGUGCUUAUAGUCAUUGGGCAAUUUAUGUUGGUAAUAGUUGUGUGAUUCAUCGAUGGGGUGAUCAUGAUGGUAUUGGAAAAUCAGUUGGCUUUUGGGGAAAUCUAUUGACAUUUUCUGGUACACAAUUUGAUAAAGCUACAAUUCUUCAAUCACAUGUAUCUGAUGUACUUAAAUUGGGUGGUAAAGUUCGGAUUAAUAAUUAUCUUGACAACAAAUAUAAACCAUUGCCUGUUGAAGUUAUUCUUGAUAAAGCUCGUCGUGCUCUCAAUCAAGAAGGUUAUAAUUUAGUAUAUAGUAAUUGUGAACAUUUUGUAACAGAAUGUCGUUAUGGUCAACCUAAUAGUCGUCAAGUACAAAUUGCUGUUGGAGCUUCAGCUGUGACUGGAGUAGUUGCCACAGCUCUAGCAGCAGCUGGAGCAGCAUUUCUUCUACGAGAUUCUUCGGAACAAGAGAAUAAAGAAAAAGACGUAAAAAAAGUUCAGAUUAAUACAUGA
Molecule: messenger RNA, 1512 nt
Organism: Rotaria sordida
Lineage: Eukaryota; Metazoa; Rotifera; Eurotatoria; Philodinida; Philodinidae
Source: the annotation of a GenBank genome assembly